AUGAUUCUUGGUCUUCCGACGGACGGUCUUCCAGUCACAGGAAUGACUAUGAGUAGUUUUGAAGCCUUAGAGGCAGAGUAUUUGCACCAAUUUGAGGUUGCACCGAGAAAGUCAAACUGUAGAGGAAGCGGUAUAAAACUGACGUGGCUUCGGGAUCUAAAAGAACGGUUACAGUUGACUGAUGAAAACAAUAUACAGAGUAUCGGACAGUACAGUUGGGGAUCGGCUUGCCUCGCAUACCUGUACAGGGCGUUAUGCAGGGCAUCUCAUUUUGACUGUAAGGAGAUUGACAGUUCGCUAACACAGCUGCUCGUUUGGGCAUGGAUCCGCCUGCCAUAUCUAGCGCCGGUUCGUAGGAAAUCCCGUAGUUUUUCGCUUGCAAACAUGUAA
Molecule: messenger RNA, 390 nt
Organism: Arachis ipaensis
Lineage: Eukaryota; Viridiplantae; Streptophyta; Magnoliopsida; Fabales; Fabaceae
Source: RefSeq, a predicted model, not a curated record